Molecule: messenger RNA, 1931 nt
Organism: Heterobilharzia americana
Lineage: Eukaryota; Metazoa; Platyhelminthes; Trematoda; Strigeidida; Schistosomatidae
Source: the annotation of a GenBank genome assembly
AUGUCUCUGAUUAAUAUUUCAGUUGUAGAUUGUUUCAAUGAAAACAUUAUGACUUCAACUGGAUCAUAUUUUGUAUGUGAUUAUAUUAAACAGACAAGUUCAUCAUCAUCAUCAUCAUCAAUAUAUUCAUAUAAACCUAUAGUAAAAUCUCCUGAACAAAUGGUUAUAAACGCAUAUUCUAUAGAUAAAAGUAGAAACUUAUCAAUAAUAGAAGAAGUAACUAUGAAUGAUGAUAUACCAUUUCUGUUUCUAUUUAUAUGUUAUACUAUUGAUAUGAUAUGGUGUUAUAUACCAAUUAUAUUAUUUUUAAUUGGUACUAUUGGUAAUAUCUUAUCAUUUCUUGUCUUUUAUAAACGUACAAGUUUAUAUUUAUCAUCACAUAUCUAUUUAUUAUUAUUAGCUAUAAUGGAUGAAGGUGUAUUAUGCAUUGGUUUAUUACGUAGAUGGUUAGAUAGAUUAUUAUUAAUACGUUUAGAAGAUAAACAUUGGUUAUUAUGUAAAUCAAUACAAUUUAUUAGUGUAACUAUUAGUUAUAUAUCAGUUUGGAUAAUUGUAUUCAUUACUGUAGAGCGUACAUUAGUUGUUAUAUCACCAAUUAGUAGAGUAUAUUUAAAUCGUUUAAAACAUUCUUAUACAUUACUAAUUAUACUUUGUUUAUUAGCAUGUAGUAUAAGUUUACAUUUCUUUUCAACUGUUGAUCUUGUACAGACAAUGAAUAAUGUUACAUUGAAAGAUGAUAUCAAAGAAACUAUUUCAUCAUUAUUCUCAUCAUCAAGAUAUGUAAUUGAUGAAUACAAUUAUAAUCAUAUAGAUAAUAUCUCAUUAUUCAAUAUAUAUAAUAAUGUAACUGAUUCAUUUAUAUGCGAUUUUCAUUUACAAUAUAAAAUGAAUGGAUUUCAAAGUAUUUGGACAUGGAUUGAUGCUUCAUUAUACAGUUAUCUACCAUUCAUUAUUAUUGUUAUAUCAAAUACUAUUAUUCUACUUAAUAUACACUCAGCUAGUAAACGACGUCAAAGUAUGAUAUAUAAAAUAUCUAAUCGUAAUUAUUGUUAUCAUCAUCAUAAUCAAUAUAUUAAGAAUUGUAAGAAUAAUGAUUAUCCAGUUAAUAGUUUAUCAAUUAAAUGGAAUCGGUGUAUACCAGCAACCGAACAUCAACAACAAUCAUCAUCUAAUUAUUCACAAUCUUAUACAAAUAACAAAAUUAUCCCACCGAUAAUACAGUCAACACUACAUCAUCAUCAUCAUCAACACAAUGAUAAUAAUAUCAAUAUGUAUUGUAAGCAUAAUAAUAAUAAUAAUAAUCGUAGUAUUAUGAAUAAUAAAUCUAGUAGUAAUGUAUAUAAAUGUAAACAUCCAUGUAUUAGUAUCAAAUUACAACCAUAUAAUGGAGUAAAAGGCAUAGAAUAUAAGACAAGUAAUUGUAUACAACAUUCACAUGUUAUCUUAUCGAAUGAAAUGCGUCAGUUAACCUUAUUAUUAAUGCUUAUCUCUUGUAUAUUCUUAUUAACAACUGCACCAGUUGUAUUCAUUAAAUUAUUAUAUGCAUGGAAUAUUCAAUUGAAUAGAAAACAAAUGAUACUAUUAGAAUUAUUCGAUUGUAUUGCUGAAGUAUUAAUGUAUACUAAUCAUACUAUAAAUUUUUAUCUUUAUUGUGCUGUUGGUAAAACAUUUCGUAAAGAAUUAAGGAAAAUACUUAAAUGUCGACGAAAACAUCAAUAAGGCAAAAACAAAUGUAUAUAUAUAUAUAGUUACAUCUUGAAGUAAUACACCUUUUGAAUGUUUUCUACGGACUUGAUCAAGAAGUUUACAGUUUUAUAAAUUCUUAGAAUAAACGAUAACAAUCUAAGAUGAGAUAAUUAUAUAAUCUUAUAUCUUAUAGCUUAAAGUAAAUUAUAUAUUAUUGUGAAUAAAUAUAUUAGAAAGUAAUGAAA